Rotaria socialis is the source of this 1497-nucleotide messenger RNA. NCBI's taxonomy places the organism in Eukaryota, Metazoa, Rotifera, Eurotatoria, Philodinida, Philodinidae. The record is from the annotation of a GenBank genome assembly.
AUGUAUCUGGACCGACAACAACGUAUUUUGUCAAUUGUCUCUCGAACAACUUUACAGCUUCAACAGCAACACGUUCAACCCAACAACAACAACAAACGCAGAAUGCUCGACAUGUCAUCAUUUAGUCAUCAAUCAUCAGCAAAAUCCGAACAUACCAAAAACUACUCAACAAACAUUGUAUGUUCCAUUAAAGCAUCGUUUCUUCGAUUUGAUUCCGAAAGAAGUGAUGCAAAUAAUAGUUGCAAUAAAACAUUUUUCCGAAGGUGUCGUACCUCCUCAAUUUGCUCAGUUUUGUCGUCGACCACUUGUUGCUCGAUUAAUUCGAUCUUUGGUGAACGCAUUAAAAACAGUUUUUGUCAUUCUAAUAUCACCACUAAUCUUCAUCUACUCACUGUCAGCAGAUAUUCAAUUCAUCUCUAUGAUGGGACUAUGCUCUAUUAUUGGAGUGGCAAUAACAGUUGCCUCAUUUCUUUAUACUAUCAUAAAAAAAACCUAGUAAAUGAGCAAAAAGACCAGCACAUACAUCUUCUGUUCGAUGCCAUUUAUAAACAAUUAACAGAAAAAAACAAUUUGACGGCUGAUAUUCUUCUUUAUACUGGUGAUUCAACAAUUAGACGUACAAAUUCUAUUCAAUUACUUCGAAUUGGCAAAAAGGUUGUUGUUGGUGUAACUGAUGGUAUUAUGAUAGAAAAUAAAGUAUUAGCUAAAGCAAGUGAACCUGUCAUUAAUUUUAUGUCAAAUUUUUGGUCAUCUUUUGACUCAAUUCGACCAAAUAUUAAUGCAUAUCGUGAGUCUAUCGGAAACGUAUGUAGUUCAUCAACAAUAAUGGCCGAUUUGAAUUGUAUUAUUCUUGCUGAUGAAAGGCAACAGGAUGCUUUUCAAGUUGAUAAACAAAGACAAGAAAAUGGCUUAUCUCAAUUUGCCGUUCAUAUUGUACCAAUGAUUUCAGCAGAUAAAGAUAAUCAAGAUCAAGAUAAAAAAUUAAGUUUAAUUUCAUUUCGACAACAAGUGCUCAAUAUUCUUCUAAAAUCAAGAUUGCAGUCAGUCGAAUCAAAUCUACCGUGUAUUAUUAAUGGUGUAAGUAUAGAAGGAUCAAUCAACGCUCGUCGAAUAGAAAACCUUGGUGCUGGUAUUAGUAAAUGUGAUAAACUAGGUCAUAAAACAUACAAAAUCGAUACUGAUGCUUAUAAAAAGAUAAACGAAAAAUUUGGUAAAGAUAUUAUUAAUUCAAUUGAUAGAGAAAUCGAUCGAAAAUUUGUUGAUAAAAAAGUUUUUCAAUCAUCUGAUGAACUUAAAAUAUUAACUGAUAUCUUUUGGAAUCUUGUUUUACAUUUGAUGCAACGAAUUGUUGAAUAUUUAUUUAAAGAAGCUCAACGUACAAUUGUACUUGAUGCAAUUCUAUUACUUGAAGCAACAAAGAUUAUAGUGCCAAUGAAACAUGGAUACUGCAUCUAUGACUACCAAAAAAGUUAUUCGAUGUACUGUAGAAUCUUAUAA